GCUGAGAUCAAAACCAAAACAAAAUUAAUCAGCCCGGAAAAUGUGUUGCGGUCGGAUUAGAUCCUGCUGUGGGGAAUAAUUUCUUAAAAUAUUACGUAAUUUUGUUCGGGAUUUCACUUCGCUAUCAUGUCCCAGCACUACAAUCGUUUUCUCAAACUGUUGGAACGUUGGCCGGUUGAUCAGAGCAAGAUUGGCCGUGAUCUUGGACAGUACCUGCGCGAUCAAUUGAAAGCCGUGCUGGGAGGGUCGAACAUCAUCGCUGUUAACGACGAACGAUUGUUCAAACAGUAUCAAUCCCUGGAAAACAUCGUAAACGACGUUCACCUGCGCGCACAUCCUCGUUUGCUGAAUUCCACGGCCACGGGAUUGACCGGGGAGCAGUGCCGAGAAGUUCUAUCUUCGGAGUUCCUGGAGCAAGUGAACCGAAAAGGGGGUUUCGACAAAUAAACUCAAAAACUGUAUGAAGCAAGAUGUUUUCCGCAAGGACUUUUGGUAAGUUAAGUUUAGUAUUAGGUAGAAAUCGGUCUGCUGGAACGUUGGCUGGCAUAUCUCAUGUCCCAGUGAUGGCCACAGAAACGAUCAAAUUUCUCAAACCACAAGACAAUGAACUGUUCCUGGAUAUGACGUUCGGAGCGGGUGGACACACAAAAGAGAUUUUGAAAGUUGCCCCAAAUGCCAAGAUAAUAGCAUUAGAUCGUGAUCCGACCGCUCACGACAUGGCACUGGCUAUGGCCAAAAAGUAUCCUGGUCAAAUAUUUCCUAUACUGGGAAGGUUUUCCGAAUUGCCGGAACAAUUAGCUAAGAUCAAUGUGAAUCAGCAGUCGAUUGAUGGGAUAAUAUUCGACUUUGGGUGUUCCUCAAUGCAGUUUGAUGAAGGGUCUCGUGGAUUUUCGAUUAGCAAAAACGGACCGUUGGAUAUGCGAAUGGAUCAGGAUCGUUUUCCAGAUACACCUUCUGCUGCCGAAAUUCUUGCUAAAAUUGAUGAAGUGGAUUUGGCACGAAUUUUGAAGAUCUACGGUGAGGAAAAACAAGCAAAGAAAAUUGCACGAGCCAUCGUGGAAACCCGAUACUCGAUCAAGAAGAUCGAAACCACCAAAGAAUUAGCUGAUAUAGUUCAGUCCUGCCUAGGAAGUGGCAGUUUUCGGCUGGAUAAACUACAACGGCCAAGUCAUCCUGCGACGAAGACUUUCCAAGCGUUGAGAAUAUUCGUGAACAAUGAACUGAACGAAAUCAACUACGGUAUGAUUCUGGCGCAGCGGUACCUGAAAAUAGGUGGUAAAAUGAUCGCGAUCACUUUCCAUUCCCUUGAAGACACUAUAGUGAAGCGCCAUGUAAUGGGAAACGUGCUGAAUGAUAUGGCCAAUACAUUGCCCCUGAAGUAUUGUAGCCAUACGAUUAGUUAUGAGCAUGAUGUAAUGGAAAACGUAAUGAAAACCUCUUGGCACCAGAUGACUAAGCACGUUGUUCUGCCAGGUGACGAUGAAGUAGAGCAGAACCCUAGGAGCCGAUCCGCAAAGUUACGAGCAGUGGUACGUGUGGCUUAGGCGUAAUAAAAGCAGGUUUGUCGAAUCGAAA
Aedes aegypti (yellow fever mosquito) is the source of this 1575-nucleotide messenger RNA. RefSeq names its product probable methyltransferase-like protein 15 homolog. Bases 471 to 1544 code for a protein of 357 amino acids. Gene Ontology annotation, biological process: rRNA base methylation. Gene Ontology annotation, molecular function: rRNA (cytosine-N4-)-methyltransferase activity. The record is from RefSeq and is a predicted model, not a curated record. NCBI's taxonomy places the organism in Eukaryota, Metazoa, Arthropoda, Insecta, Diptera, Culicidae. The transcript has 2 exons.